This is a messenger RNA of Sphaeroforma arctica JP610, 288 nucleotides long. RefSeq lists its product as hypothetical. Gene Ontology annotation, molecular function: tRNA dimethylallyltransferase activity. The record is from RefSeq and is a predicted model, not a curated record. Gene Ontology annotation, cellular component: mitochondrion. Gene Ontology annotation, biological process: tRNA modification. The transcript has 2 exons. Bases 1 to 288 code for a protein of 95 amino acids. Lineage: Eukaryota; Ichthyosporea; Ichthyophonida.
AUGUCACUACCCCACUCUGUCAUAGCCUUACUCGGCGCCACGGGUGUAGGUAAAUCACAGCUUGCCAUAGACCUGGCUCGGCAAUUCAAUGGGGAAGUGAUUUCGUGUGACUCUAUGCAGGUGUACAAAGGGCUUGAUCGCACAACGAACAAGGUCACAACAAAGGAGACGGUGGGAGUGCCGCAUCACAUGCUGAGUUGUGUGGAUAGAGAGGCGGCGUAUACUGUCGUUCAGUAUCGAGAUGCUGUACUAGAACUGGGGUGUAGAAAAGGCUCGAUCUCACGAUGA